Messenger RNA from Phalacrocorax carbo (great cormorant), 1031 nucleotides. NCBI's taxonomy places the organism in Eukaryota, Metazoa, Chordata, Aves, Suliformes, Phalacrocoracidae. The record is from RefSeq and is a predicted model, not a curated record.
GCGGGGCGGGGGCGGGGCCUGGCCUGACGCAGUGACGCCGGCGCGGAGCGGGGCCGGGCAGGGCAGGCGCCGCCAUGGCGAGCCAGUCUCAGGGCAUCCAGCAGCUGCUGCAGGCGGAGAAGCGCGCCGCCGAGAAGGUGGCCGAGGCCCGCAAGCGAAAGAAUCGGAGGCUGAAGCAGGCCAAAGAAGAGGCCCAGGCAGAGAUUGAGCAGUACCGCCUGCAGAGGGAGAAGGAGUUCAAGGCCAAGGAAGCAGCGGCACUGGGAUCUCAUGGCAGCUGCACCACUGAAGUUGAGAAAGAGACCCAGGAAAAGAUGAGCGUGAUCCAGCAGAACUUCCAGAAGAACCGUGAGGUCGUCCUCUCCCAGCUGUUGUCGCUAGUGUGCGACAUCAAACCUGAAAUCCAUGUGAAUUACCGCAUCAAUGGGUAGUAGUGAAAGGAGGAAUGAGAGUACUGGAAAUACUGGUAGUAAUGUCUGAGCUUCAAGUGGAAUGUACAGCUUUUAGCCCUACCUUAACUGUUCUUCUUCUACAUGUGUUAAAUUAUUUCAGUGAGUUGUAGGUCAUGAAUAUCUUGUGGGAGUUCUGUUAGUAUCUCUCUUGACACGGAUUUGGAGCUUAUUCAAACAUUAAACAGCCUUGUCUCAAAUUUCUGCUAAGUUAUUAAAUACAUAUUUAAGUUGGCACAUUAAUGCUCCCUUUUUAUCUGGGUGGUAUACAGUGAGAGGCUUUCCUCUGAGAGGUAGAGAGAGAGGUGCUGGCCAGGUUUAAAUGCACAGCCUGUGUCGGUAAUUGUUGACCUGUGUAACUAUAUUCUUGUUGACCAAAAUGCAUUUUUCAGUGUGGUGUUAACCUUUGUGCAGGGGUUAAACCUUGUAAGAAGAAUUCUCUGGCUGUACAGUGUUGGCUGGUAAUUUUCAGGUGCUUGAGUUUCUCUGUAUUUAAUACCCUCUGUAUAUUCUGCUGUUCGCUUGAGUUGCAAGUCUGGCGCUAUCACACUUGGAAAGUAAAAACACCUAUUUAACUCCAAA